GGGAGACGGCCCAGACGUGGUCCCCUCGCGUCCAGCUCGCCCCCGGGAAGAGGCUCAGAAGCCCCGCCUACGUCCAGGCAUGUUCUCCUGGGCCGAGUCCCAGGGGCCGCGGCGGUCAUGUGACCCGAAAGUGUGACGUAGGAGGAAGGAGACGCCAUUAGAGGGAGGCGGAAAGGGAGUGCUGUUCGCCUUUCCUCGGGUGCCUGACGUGGUGGCUGGGGCCCUUCAUUCUCGGACUUUCCCUCGGCCUUUCCAGGCCUCGCCCGGAGGCGGGAGUGGAGACGGCGCCCGGGGCUGGCAGCUCCGGUGCGGAGGGGCUGCGCCGGCCGCGGCUGUGAAGGCGCUGCGGCGGCUGUGGAGAGCUCGGCGCGGCUCUAGGGCUCCGGCGGCGGGGACGCGACGGGAUGGCUGCGGCCGGCGGCGGCGGGGCGGCGGCCGGGCGAGCCUACUCGUUCAAGGUGGUGCUGCUGGGGGAAGGCUGCGUGGGAAAGACGUCGCUGGUGCUGCGCUACUGCGAAAACAAGUUCAACGACAAGCACAUCACCACUCUGCAGGCAUCAUUCUUAACAAAGAAGUUAAAUAUUGGUGGGAAAAGAGUAAAUCUUGCUAUAUGGGAUACAGCAGGUCAAGAGAGAUUCCAUGCAUUGGGUCCAAUUUACUACAGAGAUUCAAAUGGAGCUAUUUUAGUUUAUGAUAUAACAGAUGAAGAUUCGUUUCAGAAGGUUAAAAACUGGGUCAAAGAAUUACGGAAAAUGUUGGGAAAUGAAAUCUGUUUAUGUAUAGUUGGUAAUAAAAUAGACUUGGAGAAGGAGAGACAUGUUUCCAUUCAAGAAGCAGAAUCGUAUGCAGAAUCUGUGGGAGCGAAACAUUAUCAUACUUCAGCCAAACAGAACAAAGGAAUUGAGGAACUUUUUCUUGACCUUUGUAAAAGGAUGAUAGAAACGGCACAAGUGGAUGAAAGGGCAAAAGGCAAUGGCUCCAGUCAACCAGGAGCUGCAAGGCGAGGUGUACAAAUUAUUGAUGAUGAACCUCAAGCCCAGAGCGGUGGCGGAGGGUGCUGUUCUUCUGGAUAACUGUUCACCCCUAAGGAAUAAAAUAACAAACUGUGGAUCCUUGCCCUCAACACAAAGACUGCCAUAUUCCAAGUCACAUUAUUUUACCAAUGGAAUUAGAGAGUUAACAGUAUUUUAAAUUACGUUUAUAACACUGCAGAGACCUUAAGUGCUAAACUUAGUGGGGUUCGUGACCAGAGAAUUGGCAUUUUCUACACAUGUUAACAAAGCAGUUACCAAUGGCCUUUUUACAUAUUUUUUUUCUUUAACAAGGAGUAAUAUGCAUGUAGAAAAGACCUACUUAAAGGCUUCAUUUAUAUUCUUUUAAAUCAAAUCUUUAUUUAAUAACUUAUAUAUGUUGUUGGAACGGUAUACAUUUUUGCAGUCCUUUGUAUUUUGUGGUAGUUUGAAUUGUAUCACUUCUAAACAGCAAACUGUUUUUCUUUUUUUUAAAAUUAGCAGAUACCUGAAGUACUAUUUUUGCAGGGUUUGCACAGGCCCCUAACUGUCUACUACACUUUGAUAUAAUCUAUAUUCAUCCUGUAUGCUGAGCUGAUAAAAUACAUUGUAAAUUACAUAUUAAAUAUUUUAUCUGCUUUUACAAGCGCAAGGUGCAAAAAUAUAUACAGUAGUCUCAUUGAUGACUGUAAAGUGAAUUAACAUUUGGUGAUAAUGUCUAAGCUUUUUGACUCUGAUCAUAGCUCCCCUUCACUUUUGUCUUAACUUGAAAGUGGCGUGUUUAAAUUUUCUCAUAUACUUUACUUGAAUUAUUGCUGUUGUCACAUUUUUUGCCUCUGUAAAUCCAUCUAAUGAUUGAGCGACAGCAUUUGCCUUUUGGUUUGGGUGGGGUUUUUUUUGUUCUUUUGUGGGGGGUUUUUUUGUUUGUUUUUUGUUUUCUGGGUUUUUUGUUUGGAUAAAAGAGAUGACUUCUGCUCAUUUUGCUUUAGAAUGGUUACCUUAGAAGUAUUUGAGUGGAGCAUGCUGAGUUUCACUGCUGCAAGGCUUUAGUUUUCUCUUAGGCUUUAUGUGAGAUGGACUCAUUGGUAGGAGAAGAGAGGAAGAAGUCCCAGAUAGUAGCCACUCACCAAGACUCAUUCAUACAGCAUGUUAGUGGUAGCUUCUCCUCCACAGGCAGCACUUUUAGAUCCUUUGUGAGCAAGCUGUUUCUGGUCACUGCUUGCCAGAGAUGAACACAGAAAGCUUUGUUUCAUUUUAUAAGAGCUAUCCUUCUGAGUUUCUUUGAAGGGAAACAUUUCAUGUAAUGAAGUUAUAGCGAACACUGGAAAGAUUUAUUAUAAAAUUAUAUUCUUGUAUACUUUGUAAAUUAGUCUCUCAUUAAGUUUUUUUUUUCUUUCUUUCUUUAAGCAUAGGACUGAUAGAAUAGAAUCAGGCACUGCUCAUAGAAGGAACACAAAUUGUGGAAAUUAACAAAUUGUUCUUGUGCUAAUAUAUAUAUUUUUCCAUUUCUGUCAUGCUUGGAAAACUAGUAAAUGUUAUGUCUAAGAUAAAAUGGAAUGGUCCCUGGAUUUACUUCUUAUAAGAUGCAGUAGUAUACAAUAAAGUUGUUAGCAUGAACAAUUAAAAGAAUAUAAUGAGGUUAUAGUUACUAAAGAAGUAACUUUCCCAGAUGGGUUAAAGUUGAAUAAAUUGACACCUUGAUGUUAUGAUAUUAGAAUUUUAACUUAGUAUUAAGUAUUCUAUAAGGCCUCAUUUUACCUUCCUUAAUUAUUGUCCUUGUCAAACUCAACACACUGCUUCUCCACUGUGUGUGUUUAGGGAGGGCGGAGUGGAAAGAGUCUUCAGGAAGAUAAGCUAAAAUUGUCUGUGUAGUCUCUUGGUUUCCUGUGAAGUUACUGUUUAUGCAGGAGGUGGAGGGAGGCAGGGGAAAUCAUGAGUACAGAUAAAAGAAAAAAUUGUUUUUGCCCUCCUGGUUCUUUCAGUGGUAGUAAAGAAAGCCUUGUCAUUUCUACUGUUGUAGAUGUAGAUGGGAAAGAAUCUCUUCUCCAUUGGAGUGAAGUAUGUUUUUAAAACUAAUUAGACAUGAAAUUGAGCUUUAUUCCAAAAAAUAAAAUCAUAAAGCCUGAUAAUUGGAGAGUUGUACUCUCGAUUUUUGACCCUAUAUUAAUGAUAUAAAAGUCCAGAUAGAAACCUCUGCUCCAGAGUUGCCAGAUAAUUAUUGAUAUGGUACAACCACUCUCGAUGUUUUGUUUUAUUUAUUUAUUUUUUCUUUACUCUUCUUUGGUUUCUGUGUACCUUUCUUUUUCUUUGCGGUACGCAGGCCUCUCACUGUUGUGGUCUCUCCCAUUGCGAAGCACAGGCUCCGGACGCGCAGGCUCAGCGGCCAUGGCUCACGGGCCCAGCCGCUCCGCAGCAUGUGGGAUCUCAUGGACCGGGGCACGAACCCGCGUCCCCUGCAUGGGCAGGUGGACUCUCGACCACUGCACCACCAGGGAAGCCCUCUAUGUACCCUUCUUCACCUUAAGCAUUUCAUUCUUCUUUUUUAACCUGUAAUUUAAACUAAUUCAGUAGCAACAAUAGAUAAUAUGUAUACCUGACCUUGCUCUGAAGCCUAGAAGGUCUUUAGAUAGGAAUAGGGUGAAAGGGUAAUGAAAGAGGACCAAUCAAUUGCAGCAUGUAUACAAAGGAAAGAUAAAUGAUAAACCAAGGCUGAGGAAGUUUUUCUGAUACUUUCUUCACCUUUCUAAUACCUAUCUUUUGUGUUCCUGUCCUUAUAAUUGUGCUAUUAGGAAGAAGACACAAGUUAUCGUGUUGUGUAUUAAAAGUAGUAGGUAGAUAGAACCAAUAUAUUUUUCAACUAGUAAGUGUAUACUCUUCGUAUAUAUAAUUAAAAAUUGGUUUAAGUAGUCAUUAGGAAGGUAUCUGAAUAUUUAAAGUAUACAAUCACUGUUUCUGUAAUGAUGCGUAUUCUGCUUCUUGUUUUACAUUGUGAUUAUAGAGGAAGAUUAUUGUUUUUAAAUAUAUUGCAACAAUUUUGGGGUAAACAGUAAUCUGAAAAGAAACAAGCAUCACAUUACCAUAUGAAAUAUGAGUGUUUGAAUUUCUUUUCUUCUGGGGUUAUCUCCUGAAAAUAGCCUAAAGCUGUGGCUGUUACAGCUAAAUUGAAAUCUUAUAAAAAAUAUUAGCCAUAUAUUAUUAGUGAUUACUUUUUAUUUGGCAUUAAAAUAACAGAAGAAUGAUAUUUCAUUUUUAGAUUUUCAGUAAGAAAAAGUAAAAUUUGAGAAAUAGACAAGGAGGGUAGUAAGAAAUAGAAUGAAAGGUAGAUAGGAAAUUCUACAACCUGACAAUUUUUAAAAUCAUUUUAAAUACUACAUUACUUUUAUCAGAUGGUUUCUAAAUAAGGCAAGUUAUGCAUUGUGCCAAAUAUUUAGAACAUUAAAAAAAUGAAUUGUUAUACUGUUUAUUUCUUUUAAUACAUAAUUUGCAAUUUUCUAUAUUAUAAAUGCUACCAGGGGUCUAGAUCAUUGAUCUUAUAUUAUUUUCAGAUAAUAUAACUUACAUUUAUAAUUA
Molecule: messenger RNA, 4580 nt
Organism: Lagenorhynchus albirostris (white-beaked dolphin)
Lineage: Eukaryota; Metazoa; Chordata; Mammalia; Artiodactyla; Delphinidae
Gene: RAB21
Product: RAB21, member RAS oncogene family
Exons: 7
Coding region: 405-1073 (222 amino acids)
Biological process (GO): Rab protein signal transduction
Molecular function (GO): GTPase activity; GTP binding
Source: RefSeq, a predicted model, not a curated record